Messenger RNA from Canis lupus familiaris (dog), 936 nucleotides. RefSeq names its product olfactory receptor 2M3-like. The transcript has a single exon. Lineage: Eukaryota; Metazoa; Chordata; Mammalia; Carnivora; Canidae. Gene Ontology annotation, biological process: G protein-coupled receptor signaling pathway. Gene Ontology annotation, molecular function: G protein-coupled receptor activity; olfactory receptor activity. Bases 1 to 936 code for a protein of 311 amino acids. The record is from RefSeq and is a predicted model, not a curated record. Gene Ontology annotation, cellular component: membrane.
AUGGCAUUGGACAAUCAGACUUUUAACUCUGAUAUCAUCCUUCUGGGAAUCUUCAAUUACAGCCCCACUCACAUCUUCCUCUUUUCUAUGCUUUUGGUCAUCUUCACAGUGGUCUUCAUGGGAAACACUGCUAUGAUUCUCCUCAUCUACCUGGACACUCAGCUCCACACACCCAUGUACUUCUUUCUCAGCCAACUGUCCCUCAUGGACCUCAUGCUCAUCUGCACCACUGUACCCAAGAUGGCUUUUAACUAUUUGUCUGGCAGCAAUUCCAUUUCUGUGGUAGAGUGUGCUACACAAAUUUUCCUCUAUACAUCACUACUUGGCUGUGAACGUUUCCUAUGGGCAGUAAUGGCUUAUGACCGCUAUAUUGCCAUUUGCUACCCUCUAAGAUAUCCUAAUCUUAUGAGCCCUAAAAUUUGUGGACUUAUGGCUGCAUCUUCCUGGAUCCUGGGCUCUACUGAUUGUAUCAUUGAUGCUGUAGCUACAUUUUUCUUCUUCUAUUGUGGGUCCCGGGAAAUAGACCACUUCUGUGAUUUUCCUUCCCUGCUCAUCAUCUCAUGCAACGACACAUCAACAUUUGAAGAAGUUCUUUUCUACUGCUGUAUAAUAAUGAUUGUUUUCCCUGUAGUGAUCAUCAUUGCUUCCUAUACUCAUGUUAUUGUGGCUGUCAUUCACAUAGCAUCUGGAGAGGGUCACCAGAAAGUUUUUGCCACCUGCUCUUCUCACCUCAUGGUGGUGGGAAUGUAUUAUGGCACAACUUUGUUCAUAUACAUGCGGCCCGCUUCUGAUCGUUCCCCCACCCAGGACAAGAUGGUCUCUGUCUUCUACACCAUCCUCACUCCCAUGCCGAAUCCCCUCGUCUACAGCCUCCCAAACAAGGAAGUGGCUAGAGCAGCCAUGAAGGUGUUGGAGAAGGGCAGGUCUGGACAGUAA